AUGCCGCCCAAGAAGCGACAGUCGACAGACUACCACGUCGCCUGGAUCGCCCCCGUAUCCGACCUCGAAUUGCUGCCGUCGCGCCUGAUGCUCGACGAGGAGCACGACGCGCCCGACUACGAUACCGCCUACGACGACAACGUUUAUACAUGCGGAGCCCUUGCCGGUCACAAUGUCGUCAUCGCAACUUGCGCGCCGGGUAUGACCGGCAACGUCAACGCCGGUCGCGUGACGGGUUCAAUGUUUAAGACGUUUUCUUCAAUUCGCAUGGCCGUUCUUGUCGGUAUCGGUAUCGGUGGCGGGGUACCCCGUGCCCAACCCUCGGACGACCCGACCGAAAACGUGCAUCUUGGGGACGUUGUGGUCGGUUGGCCCGGCGACGGAGGGCCCGCGUGUAUCUAUUACGAUUCGGGGAGGUGGCACACGGAUGGAGAAUUCGAGGUGCUUGGGACGAUCAACCGGCCCGAUCAAGUGCUUUUGAACGCGCUAGGCAAACUCGUAUCGGACCACGAAAUGGACAGAAGCACUUUCGACGUGCAUCGAAAGCGGUUGCUCCAAUCGAAACAUAACCGAAAGUUCACUUUUCCAGGCCUUCAGCGAGAUCAGCUUUUUAACGCUUCAUACCAACAUGCUGGUAUUCCAAAAAACAAAUGCGCAAGUUGCGAUAGUAGCCAGCUCGUUCAGCGACCUGAAAGAACGGAAGAAGAAGCGACCGGCUUUAUUUUCCACCGGGGCAGGAUUGCUACGGGAAACGCGGUGGUGAAGGACGGCGAGCGGCGAGAUCAGAUCCGAGAUCAGUGCAAUGGUGCUCUUUGCAUCGAGAUGGAGGCGGCGGGGGUGGAUGCCGGGCGGCCAUGUCUGGUUAUCCGCGGUAUUUCGGACUAUGCCGAUUCGCACAAAGGCGACGUCUGGAGAUCUUAUGCGGCAGGGAAUGCUGCGGUGUUUGCUCGGGAAUUGCUCAGCAAAAUCCCGCCGAGUAGCGUUCGAAAUUUGGCUAUCGAAGUGCAUUUUUCUGUCCCGUUCAGCAGGAACGAACACUUUGUAGGCCGAGAAGAAAUCCUGGGCCGGCUCCUAAAACGGCUGCCCCCUACAGCACACCCAAACGCCUGCCAACGCACAGUUAUCCAUGGCCUCGGUGGUAUCGGAAAAACGCAGGUCGCCAUUGAGGCCGCCUACCGUGUGCGCGAUGCAUACCCCGAAUGCUCCGUGUUUUGGGUCCCAGCCGUGAACAUGACCAUGUUCGACAAUGGCUACCGAAGAGUCGGGCGAGCUUUGGAGAUCCAAGGAAUAGAGGACGACGACGCCGACGUUAAAACGCUCGUAAAAGCUGCACUUAGUCGAAAUGACGCGAAACCGUGGCUUUUUAUUAUCGAUAACGUCGAUGAUUUACAGCUCCUAACGGACGGGCGGUUAACAUCCCAUCUGCCCUUUAGCCGCAAAGGUUCCAUCCUUUUCACGACCCGAAACCGUCAAGUAACGGCGCACCUUCAAUCUCGAGAGGGUGUGUUCGACCUGGUUCAGCUAAAUGAUGACGAAUCACGUCAGUUAUUGCAUCAAGGCCUUCAGACGAGCCAAAUAGGCGACGAAAAAUCGACAAACAAACUCCUGGAAUACCUUGUCUGUUUGCCGUUGGCGAUCAGACAAGCUUCGGCCUAUAUGCAGUUGAAUAUAUAUGUAACGAUUGCUAAAUAUUUAGAAAUUUGCAAAGCUAGCAAUCGAAAUAUGAUCGCCAUGCUUAGCAGAGAUUUCGGGGAACAGGACCGGUACGAAAAGACAGCCAACGCGAUAGCUACAACGUGGCUUAUAUCUUUCGAACAGAUUACGCGUGACGCACCAUUGGCAGCAUCCUACCUUCGGAACAUCGCGUAUUUUGCGGAAAAGGAUAUUCCGAUAUCGUUGCUGCCUGAUGGGCGAGAAGAUUGGGACAAAGUCGAAGCUGUAAGUGUUUUGAAAGGGUAUGCGUUUGUACUGGAUCGUGGAACAGUAGAUCGAUUCGACAUUCAUCGGCUUGUGCAUGUUGCGAUACGGAACUGGAUCCAAACUCAGGGCGAUCAAGGUGAGCAAGUGACAGAGGUAGUGUGCCAGGUUUCGGAGAGGUUUCCAUGGCCAACGCAUGAAAACCGAGACGUAUGGACUUCUUAUUUGCCGCAUGCGCAAACGGUGUUGGAAUUCCGGGGUUAUUGUAUGGAGAAGGAAACAUUGGGGCUGCUGCAACAUAAUAUUGCAGAGGUAUAUAAUUUUCUUGGGCAGUACGAGGAGGCGGAGCAGAUGCAUCGGAAGACAUUGGAGCUUAGGGAAAAGGUGCUGGGCCCAGAAAACCCGUCGACAUUCGAGAGCAUGAACAACCUGGCAUUGGUGCUUAACAAUCAGGGGAAAUACGAGGAGGCAGAGCAAAUGCACCGGACGACAUUGGAACUUAGGGAAAAGGUGCUGGGCCCAGAAAACCCGUCGACAUUCGAGAGCAUGAACAACCUGGCAUUGGUGCUUGACAAUCAGGGGAAAUACGAGGAGGCAGAGCAAAUGCACCGGAAAACAUCGGCGCUUAGUGAAAAGGUGCUGGGCCCAGAAAACCCGUCGACAUUCGAAAGCAUGAACAACCUGGCAUCGGUGUUUAACAGGCAGGGGAAAUACAAGGAGGCAGAGCAAAUGCACCGGAAGACAUUAGAGCUUAGGGAAAAGGUGCUGGGCCCAGAAAACCCGUCGACAUUUAAUAGUAUGAACAACCUGGCAUCGGUGCUUGACAGGCAGGGGAAAUACGAGGAGGCAGAGCAGAUGCACCGAAAAACAUUGGCGCUUAGGGAAAAGGUGUUGGGCCCAGAAAACCCGUCGACACUUACCAGUAUAAACAACCUGGUAUGGGUGCUUAACAGACAGGGGAAGUAUGAGGAGGCAGAGGAUAUCUAUCGCCGGAUACAAGAGUUGAAUGUCAGUGGGUAACAGUUCGACUAGGUGAAAUGCGCGAUUAGAGCUGCAGCAAUAUAGAAGCUGGACCAAGGCGAGAAGGGAACAGCAAGUGCUUGGAGGAAUGUAAUUCUGUAAGGUCACAAGUUUUCACUUAAUCGGAGAUCGCGCUACGGAUGCACGUGUUUGUUGUAAGUCUUCAGCUACUAAUUUACCCGUCUUCAUGGUACCACG
Messenger RNA from Pyricularia oryzae 70-15, 3135 nucleotides. Its product is annotated as kinesin light chain. Gene Ontology annotation, cellular component: kinesin complex. The record is from RefSeq and is a predicted model, not a curated record. Gene Ontology annotation, biological process: nucleoside metabolic process. Bases 1 to 2937 code for a protein of 978 amino acids. Lineage: Eukaryota; Fungi; Ascomycota; Sordariomycetes; Magnaporthales; Pyriculariaceae. Gene Ontology annotation, molecular function: protein binding; ADP binding; catalytic activity. The transcript is spliced from 2 exons.